Diachasma alloeum is the source of this 3178-nucleotide messenger RNA. RefSeq names its product lamin-C. The transcript has 6 exons. Lineage: Eukaryota; Metazoa; Arthropoda; Insecta; Hymenoptera; Braconidae. The record is from RefSeq and is a predicted model, not a curated record. The coding region runs from base 276 to 2066 and encodes 596 amino acids.
UGAAUGCUCCGGCUCUCUCUCGAUUGACUGCAGUAGUAGAAAAAUCGUCGUGCUGUGUGGGGCCAGAGGGAAGCGCGCGCACAAGCCACACACACGCAAAUACCGUCCAUUCGGUCUCACAUAGCGAGCAGUGAGUCGAAAAGCAUCACAAACUACAUAUCCGGCGGUGGAGACGCUGAGUUACCGUGAAUUUCCGAUUAAUAAGUUGGUUUAAUCAUUAUUGUGGUAACAUUGUCAUCGUGUUAACUGUUUAUUUUGUGUUCAAAUAAUUGAUAAUGUCAACAAAAUCGAGUAAAAAGACGGUUGCGGCGUCGUCGAGCGUCAGCUCGGUACAGUCGCCUCAGCCAAGUACCUCGACGCCUAUAGGCCGGCGUCCAGGAAGCCCACUCAGCCCUACGCGUUACUCACGUCUACAGGAGAAACAGGAUUUACAAAAUCUCAAUGAUCGCCUUGCCUGUUACAUCGAAAAAGUGCGCCACUUGGAGACGGAAAAUUCGAGGCUCACCAGGGAAGUACAGACAUCCCAGGAGGUUACGACGAGGGAGGUGUCUAAUAUCAAGUCUAUGUACGAGCAUGAGCUCUCUGAUGCUAGAAAAUUGCUCGACGAGACGGCCAGGGAAAGAGCUAAACUCGAAAUCGAUACCAAACGCCUCUGGGAUGACAACGAGGAUCUCAAGACCAAGUUGGAGAAGAAAACAAAGGAUCUUCAAGUUGCCGAGCGUAACGCAUCGAUCUACGAGACCCGCUCCAAUGAUCUCCAGUCCCAGUACAACCAGUCCCAAGCUGAACGCAAAAAGCUCCAGGAGCGUGAGCGCGAGCUGGAGAAAGAGGUGGAGAGACUGAAGGCACUGCUGGACGACGCUAGAAAACACCUUGAGGAGGAGACCCUCCAGCGUAUUGAUCUCGAGAACAACAUCCAGAGUCUCCGAGAGGACAUAAGUUUCAAGGAUCAAGUCUUCCAGCAGGAGUUGACUGAGACUCGCACACGUCGUCAAGUGGAAAUUUCGGAGAUCGACGGACGUCUUGCUGAGCAGUACGAGGCAAAACUCCAGCAGUCGCUUCAGGAGUUGCGUGAUCAGUACGAGGGACAGAUGCGAGCGAAUCGCGAGGAGAUCGAGCUCCUCUACGAGAACAAGAUCAAGAAUUUGACGUCUCACGCUCAGCGCAAUAGUGGCGCUGCGACUUUGGCUGUUGAGGAGCUCAGACAGACUAGAACUCGUAUUGAUGGUCUCAAUCAACGCAUCUCGGAGCUGGAGUCUGCCAAUAAUGCCCUCAAUGCACGCAUCAGGGACUUGGAGAACAUCAGGGAGAGUGAGCGUGCCCGACAUGCUGAGGGACUUGCUGCACUGGAGGCCGAGCUCAGCAGGAUGAGGGAUGAAAUGGCACAGCAGCUGCAGGAGUACCAGGACUUGAUGGACAUCAAGGUCGCUCUGGAUCUUGAAAUUGCAGCUUACAGGAAACUCCUGGAGUCGGAGGAGGCCAGGCUCAAUAUCACGCCAGUUCAGUCGCCUGCUGCAUCGGUCUCCACUGGCAGGAGCACUCCAUCCAGGCACACUCCUGUCAGGGGUGGAAAACGCAAGCGUACGCUUCUUGAGGAGAGCGAGGAGCGCAGCAGCAGUGACUACAGUGUCGUUGCUUCUGCCAGGAGUGAUGUGGAGAUCAACGAGGCCGAUCCACAGGGGAGAUUCGUUAAACUUACGAACAAGGGGAACAAGGAAAUUGUUCUGAGUGGAUGGCAAUUAAUUCGCAAAGCUGGGGCCGUGGAGACUGUGUUCAAAUUCCACAGGACUGCUAAGAUCGAGCCAGGGGCGAAUGUUCUGGUUUGGUCGUCAGACAUUGGAGCGACUCACGAGCCUCCAUCGAAUAUCGUGAUGAAGGGACAGAAAUGGUUUAUUGCUGAUAAUAUGACCACUACACUCUUGAAUAAUGAUGGAGAGGAAAUGGCAACGUCUGAACGAAAGAGGCAGCAAAUGACGACUUCAAUGUCUCGACACAGGGAAAACUUGGGGUUUCGAGGAUCUGAGGAUCUUCACCACCAACAGAGAAGAUUUCUCUUCUUCCAAUAAUCAGAGGGUCCACGACUCUGAUGGACGGCCCAUGGUGACCCCCAGGGUGAGGAACGUUGUCGCCUUAUGUAAGCCGUAAAAUUUGUUAAGUCCAAGAUUUAUAAAAUUCAAAAUACAGAAAGAGUUUUAAUUAAGCUUAUUAAGAUUAUCGGGGGCAUUUUAUGCUACGAGAAUUCGUUUAGAGGGUCAGAAUAAUCUAUCAUUUAAUAUGGAGGACAGAGAAUGAUUUUCAUUAAUCUGAAAGGUGAAAAGAAUAUUGAAAAUGAGGAUAAAACUCACGCUUGAUAGAUGCUAAUGAUUAGUCGUUAUAGUUGCAUUUGGUCUUCAUGAAAUUCCCUGUGAAUGAUUGAAUUAAUUUUUCUCUUCAUUCUCGUUAAAAAUAGCUUCCAGAUUAUUUUUUUGUUGGUGAAAAAUGAUGAGGAUGUAUCCUGAUUCACAUGAUUUUGUAUAACGUCUACCCAAUUAGCUCUCUUCAAUAAUGCACAAUCAAAAUUAAUUUAGAUAUGAAAAUACACAACGAUGGUGGAAAGAUAAUCACAAUAAUACAAUUGUAAUGUAUCUGCAUUUACCUGAGUUACGAUAAUAGUACACGACAAGAGACGAAAUAAUACGGACGAAUAUAAUGUUUUUUUUAUGUCAAACAAAUGCUUAUAACCCUUCUAUGGAUAAUUAUUAAUAAUAAAAUAAAAGUGAACAACUAAGUGGUUUAGGAGUUUAAUUUCUGGUGAGAAGAUGGAAGCAUUUUUUCACGUAGGUUUGUAUCGAGAGAAACUGCUGAUAAAAUGAUACAAAUUAUAUUUAUAUAAAAAUAUAUAGCAAUGUCUAUUCUGGAACAAGAUAAUUUGGACAUAAUGGUAAAUAAAAUAAUCGUGGACUCGUGAGUUCUUCUUGAGAGCUGCACCAACACAAUGAGUGCUGUUUCAUUUUGUUUUCUUAGUUUCGAAGAGGAAUAGAAAAAAUUGUUCUUUAUAUUUUACAGUAAUGAAAUGAUAUAUGUCUGUGUAAUUUUAUGCCCCAUUUAUUUUUCGACAUUGUAAGGGCAUGAAUUUAUUUGUAAGUUUUCAGAAAAAAAAUCUUGUGUGUAAUAAAAUAAAUAAAAAGAACAAAAACAA